CUUGAUUGGUUGUAGUGGCGAGAUCGUGUCAGUGCGACGACUGCGAGGCGUAAUGGCAGCAUCCGGCUGCAGUUCUGGUGUAGUUGGAAAGAACAAUUCGAAAUAAUGUUUAACGAUUUUUAUACUGUAGUCAUGAUCGUCACAUAAAAAUCAUAAGUGACUGAAAAUGUCUUCCUACCGCAGUAGUGUGUUGUUAUCGUUAACGCUACUUAUUUGCCUGCACCGAGCAGCUGUCCAUGGAUUACUAUGCCAUUGCGAUAUUUGUGCUGACAGAAACGACACUUGCAUUACAGACGGGUUUUGCUUCACAUCUACCUCUUUGCAAAAAGACACUGGAGUUGUUACUCAUGCAUACAGGUGUUUUCAUAAGAGUGUUCUCUUUCCACCCGGCUUCCCCCUUUGGUGUCUGAACAACACCAACAUAGGUGUAGAAAAAGGGUAUGUGGUUGGAUGCUGUCAUGAUCGUGACUUUUGUAACCGUGAAUUGCAUCCAGCAUUUGCACCACCAACACAACCACCACAAUCUUCAGAAAAUCCUCAGGGCCAGGGAACGUUCUCACUGGGGACAUGGGAGCUGGCUUUGACUAUCGCUGGCCCUAUCGUCAUAGUGUGCAUCUUCAUAACAGUGGUCUAUAGCCUCUGGCAUCAGCAUCGCCGGCGCCAGCACCAACUACCCUAUCGUUCAGAGGAUUCAAUUGAAGCACCAGAUCAUCCCAUAUUGGGUGGAGUGUCGCUGCGGGACAUGAUUGAGAUGACCACAAGUGGGUCUGGCUCAGGCCUGCCUCUUUUGGUACAACGAAGUAUUGCAAGGCAGAUACAGCUUGUAGAAAUUAUUGGUAAAGGGAGGUUUGGAGAAGUGUGGCGGGGGAGGUGGCGAGGAGAGAAUGUGGCAGUGAAAAUAUUCUCAUCUAGAGAAGAACGUUCCUGGUUCCGAGAAGCAGAAAUUUACCAAACAGUAAUGCUGCGUCAUGAUAACAUUCUCGGAUUUAUUGCAGCUGAUAAUAAAGAUAAUGGGACAUGGACACAGCUGUGGCUGAUCACAGAUUACCAUGAGAAUGGAUCUCUCUUUGAUUACCUUAAUAGAAGUACUGUUGACACUACAGGCAUGAUCCGCAUGACCUUGUCAAUUGCUACUGGCCUGGCGCACCUCCACAUGGAGAUUGUAGGCACUCAAGGAAAACCUGCCAUAGCCCAUAGAGACCUGAAGUCAAAAAAUAUUUUGGUAAAAUCGAACACUACAUGUGCCAUUGGAGAUCUGGGUCUAGCUGUGCGGCAUGAUGUGGCAACAGAUACAGUAGACAUUCCGCUCAACAAUCGUGUUGGCACCAAACGGUACAUGGCUCCAGAGGUCCUUGAGGAGCUGAUUAAUAUGAAUCACUUUGAUUCAUUUAAAAGGGCAGAUGUAUAUGCUCUUGGCCUCAUAUUCUGGGAGAUUGCAAGAAGAUGUAAUGUUGGUGGUAUCUAUGAUGAUUACCAGUUGCCAUUUUAUGACAUGGUCCAGUCUGACCCAACCAUUGAAGAAAUGAGGAAAGUGGUAUGUCUGGACCGACAAAGGCCGUCUAUUCCUAACCGAUGGCAGUCAAAUGAGGCUCUUCAUGUGAUGUCAAAGGUGAUGAAAAAUCAGAAUGCAGCAGCUCGUCUCACGGCACUUCGCAUCAAGAAGACCCUUGCAAACCUUGGUGCAGCUGAAGACCUGAAAAUAUGAAGGGGAUGGUAUGGAGCAUAGCAAGUUGCUUCCAUAAUUGCAGCGAUCUCAGUUGUUUACAGUUGUGCUGCUGUUUGAAUUAGUGGAGACAUUUAACUUGAAACACAGUUAUGAAUUGAUUUUGAGGAACUUCUUUCACUAGUCAUGCCUUUUCAUUUGAGAUAAUUAUUGCAAGUUUUUUACUUUUCUUAAAAUGGACAGAAAAUGUAGUAAGGUGCUUCUUGUAAGCGCCAGAACAAUAUUAAGGAUAUUACUGAAUCACACUUUAUGAAAAGUAUUAUGGUGACAAGCAACAUGAUCAUGACCAGGAAACAAGGAAAUAAUUUUUGACUGGUGACUGUCCUGCUGUGCAGUGACAUUGGGGCAUGACACAUUUGAUCACCCAUAUUUAGUAGAUCAAAAAUGCAGGGUGCUGCUUGCCACCAUUGUAUUGUCAUUUGACAUUCUCUUGUUUAAAAUCUGACCUGCAUUCAAAUGAAUUCAAAGAUAAAUGAGACAGACAGGCAGCUGAAAUUUAAAGAAAGGAAUGGAUGAUGGGGAGAAGUGGGUGAAUAAAUGUUUAUUGAAUGGACGGGUGUAUGUUAAAUGAGUAUAUUUGGGAGAGAGUGGCUAGAAACAGAUCCAUUGACUGAAAAAGAAAUCACUGCCCAGUUGUAUUCCCUUUGUAACAACACAGGCCAUUUCCUUUAUUGUUUUGAUUCUAAAGCAACUUCAGCCCAUCAUUUGUGUUUAUUGUGAUGUAUCAGCAGUUAUGCUAGAGCCAGACAAGGGCCAGAUAUAUAUGAUAUUUUAAUUUACUGUAAUAGGAUUCAAAAACUAUUUUAAUUCGAUUAAAAAAUGCUUAUUGAUAUAAUGUGUGAUUACAUAAUCCUGAAUUUGAAUUUUAUCAAGGAUUUUUGGAAAUAGGAAGUUUAAAAUCCAUGCAGUCUGUACCUCAUUUCUAGCUGAAGGUGAAUGGGGCAACAUUAACAAUGAAUUACUGUGUCUGGCUUAAAAUCAUUUAGGACCCAGUGGUGGUGUUUCAGUAUAGUGUUGACUUUAUAGGGAAGAUCUGAAAUAGUUUCAUGUGUUACCACAGUCUUGUUUAUACUUAAACUAUCAGUAACAUAGAAGUGAAAUGAAAAUUUAAUGCCUUUAUGUAUUAUUGUAGUCAUGUCUUGUCUUACAGUAACAAAACCUUGAAAUACAAACAUGUCUGUAAAAUUAUGGUGCAGAUUUAAAGUUUAGCUAUUUUGUAACACUUAGUGCUACAGGAUGGUUUAAAAGUCUGUGUGCAUGUGUAAGAAGAAGUGUUGGAAUUUGGAAGUGGUUUAAAAGUCCCUUGUGUAUGUGCUCACACAUACUCUAGGUCAGGCCUGCCGAACCUGUAGCUUGUGGGCAUCAUGUUGCCUGUGAUGUAGUGUUAUAUUGCUCGUGGAGACAUUUGAAAUAAGAAAACAUCUUUUAACCCUUUCCCUGUCAGCAGCACCAUAGAAUGCCGUAGCAAUUCCACCCGUUUCCUGGCAAACUAUGAAAGAAAACUUACCACCACUUCCAUAUUCCCAAGUGACCCUAUCAUAAAUCCUUAUUGUUAGCUGUUGUUCUUUGCCAGGAUUAAAAUAACUUUGUCGACAUUUGCCAAUGUGUAUUGUUACGGGGAUGUUUUCUAGUUAACGACUUCCAGAUGUACAGGUACCAGCAGCGACUUCUUGUUGAUGUUUUUAUUGCUGGACUUACAGUCUGUCCUAUUGUCCCAAGUUAAAAUCUAUGCAAUAAUAUUUUAAAAAGGUUAUGAGGUUUUUAUUUAUGGCAACAUUACUAAUUACUAAUUUAUUUUGUAAAAAUGUGCUAGAAAUAAACACAACCUAGCCUAGGUUGUGAAUUGAAUUUUUUUUACAGAUUUUUCACAUUAUUAAUAUAUUUUUAUUGUAUAUAAUAUAUAGAAAAAUAUACAUAUAUAUUCUAUAUUGCCCACAUACAGACCAAAUGUUGCAGAAGUUGCCCUCACAAUAAAAAGGGUUGGGCAGGUCUGCUGUAUGUGGUACAAGUAAGUUGCAUGUGACACAUGCAGGAUUUUUGAACCAAUUCCCACUUCCAGUACUCGUUCUUACGUAAAUACAGGGACUUCUGAAGCAUUCUGUAGAAACAUGAAACACAUAUAACAUGAAGCAGAAGAAACUAAUGUUAAUGCAUUUCAGUUUGGGGUACAUAUGUUGAUCUACACAUGCCUCAUUACUAUUCUAAGUACUGUUUUCCACCGUAUUUUAGUGCUGAAUGAGAAUGUCUGUCUGUGGUGGUGGUGGUGACAGAAAAUGAGAGUACAAAACAUAUUUUAUGGUAAUUUCAAACUGAUCAUGAAUUUCUAAUAUCUGUCACUUCAGAAUAUUAUGGAAGAAGUGAUUAAUACAUUUAGGAACAAAAUGGUUUUCUUCCUGUUUAUGACAAACUGCUGAAAUAUCAUAUAAACAUGUAAUGCUGUUUUAAUGUAUUUCCCCAUAUCAUAUUUGUUGUAUAUUAGAAAAUGCUCAUGUAUUGCACUGCAACAUAACAUGGAUCUGCAAAUGUAUACUUGCAGACUCUGUCUUUCCUCAUUGUGGUGCAGUAUUUAAUAACGUCCUUUUUCUACAUAAUAGUACAAUAUUUUUAUUACAGUGUCAUUGUCAUAAUUUUAUUGUUGCAGUAUUUUGUUGCGAAGCAGAAGUUGUUUUAGAAUGAAGUGUAAUGACUAAACGAUGUUUCCUCUAAAAUGAUAAGAUAUUCUGAAACAUGCUUUAGUACUAGCCUACAAUUUGCAGUAGAUAUGUCAAGGUGUCUUUUAGGGGAAAUGUUACAGUAAUCCUGUGCCUUGUUGCCCAGUUAUUGGAGCAGCAUCCUUCCUCUGUUCCCUAUAGCAAGCAGUUCCAUAGACAUCAUGUAGGCUAUCUUUAUGUCUGCAUACACAAGCCAGGUUAUUAUUUCAUGUUGUCACAAAGUAAAGGAAUGUUGUUUAUGUAGUACUUUAUUGCUGUGUGUGUGUGCGCAUGUAUUUUAGCCGUAUGGGUGUGCUGGAACUUCUGACCAUAUUGUAUCUUUUGCUGCCAUUUCAGUAAACUUUUGCUGUUAUAUUUUUUAAAUGAAUUAUUGUGGCUUAUUUUUAGAUUUUUGCAGGUCAUGGGAAGGAGAAAGUGUGAGAGUGGAUAGUGAUUGUGUAAGGAAUGGUUUGCGGGUCUUGAUGUCUAUUGUAGUUCCUAAUAGAACUAAUCUAGCAACUUUAAAAUUUGGUGUUGUUCAGCCAAGAGUUGCAGUUGUCUUACAUUAUAGGGAAAUUUUAUAAUGUAUCAGUCAUAAGAAGCUUUGAUCAGAGUGGCCAUGCAGUUUGGUUUGUGGACCUUGAUCACUCAAGACACUGAGAUUAUGGGUUCGAAUCCCACUCCUAGCUUGGAUGUUUUCGUAUCUUUCUGUGUUGUGCUGUCCUGUAUAGAUAGAGACCUUGUGACAGUCUUAUGACUUGUCCAAGGUCUCCUACCAAAUGUCUAAAAAGAUUAAGAAACAUCCCAUAUGUGAGGAGGCCAAGGUCCUUUAAGGACUGACUGCAGAUCCACAUAAUGAUCAUGAUUAUGGUAAAAGAAAAACUAUUUACAAAACUGGAAUGCUUAUUUGUGCUGAAUGCAAAAUAAGGGCUCCUUAAAUAUUGUUCUGUAAUUAGAAAAAGAAAAAAUGGUUCAAACUGAGAUUUUGUGUGUCUGGUUUAUAUCUCCAACUGUCCAUAAAAAGUUUAUAAGUUUUAUCAUCUUGUAACUCAAUUAAUUUGAAGUUACUGAAUUGCAUGUGCUCGAUAACAGCAAAAAUUAACACAGUUUGAGGUGUUCCUUGUGUUUUCAAUGCUUGAGUUCUACAUCAUAUCUUGUUAAGUUGUGCUGCUGGUGUUUUUUUUAGACCUGAGAAUGUGCACACAUUUUCAUUGCAAAAAAUACCAUCUUGCAACUGGGUGAUCUUUUCUCUGCUACAGAAACAUGCAGUAUGUUCAUUGGCUUCUUAAUACAUCAUAUGUCUGGUAUUUGGUAACAGAGAAUUUACUUCAUCUUAUACUUCACUGGAAGAUCUCAUUUAGCCAUUAUAUUUUUCUAAAAACUGAUUGAUGUUAAAUUAGACUUGCUCAUGAUAAAAGAGAUAAAUAGAAUUAAAGUUGUCCCUGUGUAUAAGCAAAACAUACACAGACAUAAUGAGGGGUGGAGUUAGAACUUUGUGGUUUUUUAAUCUUUACAUUAAUUAGAGGUGAGCAGACAGCUUUACCCCUGUCUCCCUUAAGGAUGCUAGAGUGGGUCCCAGCAAUGGAUUGGGCAUGAUAGUAAAGAGUCUUUGUCCCUGUUUUAAUAGAAUUCUGGCCACACAGUCCAUAGUCUGUCUUUACCUAAUUCUUAAUAGUUUUCUACAAAAAGCUGCAGGCAUUUUUGUUUCUUGAGUCUGACUUUCACUUUGUGUUGUCAUUCUUUGGAGCUAUACCAUAUCUUAUCUUUGUCACUCAUGCACCGAUUCAUUUAUGUAUACUGAAAACAUCAUGUUGUUUAAAGAUGACUGUCUUCUGGGUUGUGCCAUGUAGUCUGAUUGAAGUUUUCCAGUGUUUCAGAGGCAGCAAGCACCUCUGAAAUGUUAAUAAACUUCUACCAAUCUACAUGGCACAACAACCCAGAAGGCAGCCAUCUUGACACUUGUUGCCUUGAGAACCUGAAAUCAAAUUCGAAAGGAAGGAACUCUGUAACCCAUUGUUUUUAUUACAGAAACUUCUGGUGCUUGUUACUUUUGUCUUUUAUGACAGUUUAUUAACAUUAUAAAAUUAUUACUUAUUUACUUCAUGAAAGAAAGUAAUGAUGUCAGAAUUUAAGAAGAGUUUUGUGUUUUAAGAAGAUAGAAAUUCUUGCUGUAAGUCCUGAUCUUGAUUGAAUGCACAUUUUAAGGUUGCUAAGACUUAUGUUUGUAUAUAGGUUGAUAACUUUAAGUAGGGAAUUUUGGUUAUUUUAUAUAUGUAGCACCAUUCAGGGGAACUAACAAUAUUAUAACAUGCCAGACUAUGUUUCCAUUCAAAGGUAGAAUGAAUACUUUGAAACAUUCAGUACAAAUAUGAUAUAAGCAUUAGUGUAAUGAUUGUUUUAAGAAACCCAGAAAGAAUACUCAGUAACAUGACAGUUUACCAAGUAAUUCUCCCCCCACAGAUUAUUUUAGUCUUUAUGUUAAAAGCUCAUAUAGAAGUGUUUGAGUGCAUAUGUUGUGUGGUUGGCAUAUGGGGAUUUGGUUGGACAUUUGGCAGUUGGAUUUUGAGCCAUUUUGAGACACUUUCUUGAAUGAUGGUCUGACCCAGUCUUGGUUUCAUAUGCACAUUUCCAAGAACCUUUUCAGCAUUGUUAGUCCAUUGAAGAUAGUCCUUUAUUUGUAUGAAAUUGAUUUAUUUUGUUAAAAUAUACUAUGAAGUAUUUUGUUACGUAGGUAUCUUUUAGAAUGUGAGAAGUUGACAAGUAGAAAUCUUUGGCUCAAUCACAUGCCAUGCCGUGCCAUGCCGCUAUGUCCGACAGUUGCCUCAUGAAGCUAAUUUGAUUACAAUGGUAAGUGUUGGUGUGUAAGCAAAGUGACAAUAAAUGUGUGUUGUGUUUUGAGUUGAUGUGAAGACAGAGACGUUGGUGCUCUUUGUUAGCCUUGUUGAAGUGCAUUACUCUUGCCUUCAGUUGACAGUAGUUGUUACACAUAGGAAAACUAUAAUGAUGAUACAGUUUCCAUGCAAGGUGGCAGCAAUAUGGGUUAGCAAGCUACACAUAAUUAUAACUAAAAUAAAUUUAUAAUAAUGUUCAGUGUGAAGAUAUGUAAUAAACUAACUUCCGCAGGAAUCGAGUAAGGAUGGUCGGUAUGUAAAGUUUUGUGGUUUGUUUUCCUACUAUUGCCACUAUCUUGCUUGGCCAUCAUUGGAACUUGCUUUAGUAGCUGUGACCAUCCUCCCUAAUGUAACAAGAAAAUGUACUGAUUCUGUGAAUGUAACAAGCAAACAGCAAAGUUCAAAUUGUAUUUUGCUCAGCAUCUUCUAAACAAAAGCAUGAGAAGCUUUUAUGUACAAACAACAUUAUCCUGCAUAUAUACACUAGUAAUGUAGAAUGUUGUAACCAAAUUGUGUCCUUUUCGUGUAUAACUUGUUGACACUGUAAAUGAGAAUACUGAACUUCUUUUUAAAAAAAUUUUGGACUAACUUCUGUUAUUCAAAUGUUUUUCAAAAUCAGCUAUUCAUUUAGCGUAUCAUACAUACCUCCUUAUGAUGUAUUUUUGAGACUGAUAUGCUGAUACUGUGACUCUAUGUAUUUGUGUAGCUAUGUAACAGUUGUUAGUAUGUUAUCAAGAUGGGCAAUUCUGUGAGAUCAUUCCAGAUAACUUGAGUAUUAAUUGUUAAAAUAACCAGACACUGUGAGGGAUAAACAACAUACAACAAAUACAAGGACAGAACUGCAUAUCCCUUACUUAAUCUUCUAAAUUUUUACUUGCCACCAAAUAUUGAAUGGUUAGUACUUCUGCUUUGUAUUUUGAAGGUCUGAGGUUUAGUUUUUGGCUUGGAGGCCAGCUGUCCUGACUGAGGCCUCCCCCCUUCCUCCAGGCAAGUGCUGGGGUAGUACCUUGAGAGUUGUCAUAAUCUCUUCCUUCUACAUUAUUCCCAGCCACUGUCUUAUUUUAUACUGUACAACCUGUGCAGUUGAAAAUGUGUUCUUAGGUAAACUAAGAAAUGUUACUUGUUUUGUAUGUGAUCAGUCAUUCAUCACACUGAAUGUAUUUGUUAAAUGAGUUGAUAAAGAAAGACUCUAACAUCACAUAUGAAGGGUAAAUGUCUGUUUUGAAAAGUUACCCUCCAUUUUACUGAAGCAUCAUGCUGCUUGCCAGGAAAGAAAAUUAAUUUUAGAGUUAGGAAGUUCUUGUAGCAACCAUAAGUGCGACAUUAAAAUGGUUUGGCAUAGAUUUACUUUGGUGGUAUGUAAUGAUAUGCGUUGGUUGUGGUUAAGUAGAAAAGAUUACACUUUUACUGGUUCAAGAAGAAAAACUCUUAAUUAAGACUAAUUACAUUAAAUAUCCUUUAGUGAUUUCCGAACUUUGUCUAUCCAUGUUUAUUAUGUUAACUGUCUUGCUGAAAAUUUUGAGUAGGUUUUGAAUUAUAGGUUUGUGAGGAAUUUUAUAGAGUUUAGAUAAUACAUGUAAAUGUUCAAGUUAUGUUCUUGAUAUCACAGUGAGCCUUUGGAAUUUUCUGUAUGCUGUUAGGAUAUAUAUUAACAAAUUGGAAAGUACAGAAUUGCCCUUAGCUUGAUAAGUUAAAGGUGAAACAUCUUGUCUCUCAGCCUAUAGAAUCACAUUACAGCAUUGAAGUAAGUCAUUUGUUUGUCCAUGUAGUGGCUUGUCAAGGAAAUAUAUUUAUUUAUAUAACACUUAUAAUUUAACAAAUCUGCAGAAUGGCUUCCAUGAAAUACAUGUAGUUCAAAUGGUACAUUUCCAAGUAGCAUUAAUUGUCAGUCUUAAUUACCUUUUUGUUUCUCAGGAUGAUAAUUUCAAUAGUUGCAGGUGACACAUACAUUCAGGUUUUUGUAAAAAUCAUUAUAAGAUGUAACAAGCAGGCCCCAUAAAUAAAAUAAGAGUACCUUUACUUGUGUUCACUGUCAUGUAGAUAAAUCAGGACUCUCAUGAUCACAUGUGAGAUUGAUUUUUUGUUUUUGUUUAUUGCGAUUUGUUGUCAAUCAGAUUACACUUAUUUAAUCAAGUUUUUCCAGACCAGGUAUUUAAACUAUUCAUAGAAUGUAAUAAGUGUUGCUAGAUGUGGAAUUGUCAUUGAUCAUUAUUCAGAGUUUUACAGACAAUGUAGGCUUGUAAUUUCUCAUCAGUUUUAUCAGGGUACAUAUUUGGUUUCCUUUUAGAUUUUCUCAAUUCUUGUGCUUGCAGGUUGGGCACUGGGAUAGCGAUAUGUUCCAUAUAGUAUCUCAUUCUGAAAGUAGUUGUGUUGUGACUAUAUUUGUACCUUACUCAUUUCAAGUCAGGCACAGUAAAGUUAUGGCCAUGCUGGUCUUGUAGGAGUUUGAGGGUAGUGCCCAUUCAUAUGUAUUCUGUGUAAACUUUUAAAGUGCUGUGUAUAUUGUGUUAUAAAUAUUGAACAAAAAUGUGACAUUGGUUGCCUCUGACUUCAGCCACUCAGUCUGUAUUUUAACAGUACUUGGGGUCAUCUGUGAUUCUGUGGUUUUUAAAGAUAUUUUAAAAUAGAAUCAUUAUGCCGCAUUUUAACAUAAUAGUAGUAAGCAGACAAAUGUAGUUGAUGUUGCAUUUCCAGUAGUAAGAGCACAAUGUUCAGAUCAUACAAAGUCAGCACUGAAUUUCUGAUUUUUCCUACCACAACAUUUUAUGCUGUAGUUGUGUGAGAUAUGAGGAUGUGGGAACUGUGGUCUGAUGUAAGCACAUAAUGUUUUUCUAAUGUCCAUCCUGGCCUAGUAUAUUAAUGAAAUGAUUACAAUUAAUGUGUGUUGUUGAUACAGUGCUUUUCUACCAUUUGUACCAAUUCUCUUGUUAACUUGGUGAAGGCUUGAUACCAUUGAGCAUAUAUAUACUAUAUAUAUAUAUAUAUAUAUAUAUAUCACGAGUAUGCAUCAUUGCCACUAUAUUAGUGAAAACGUGUUUUGUAUUAAAUAUUUCUGUUGUCAUUUCUUAGUCAGAUAACAUAACAGCUGUAUCAGUAUGUUUCACUGUAUACUUGGGUCUUUUCCAUUGACUUCCAUUGAAACUGUGUAUGGUAUUUCCAAAUUCACACUAUAUCUAUUGGUCGCAUACAUUUAUGGCUGUAGUAGUCAGUGUGGAACUCCCAUCCAUGAACAGGCCCAAGUAUAAUAUGUUCUCACAUGUUAAUUACUUCACUAAGUACACAUAUAUUUAUAUAUAAAGAUGGGAAAAACAUUCUUGCCUUUAAUAAGUGACAAAUACUUUAGUACAAAUAUUGUUUGAUAUGUAUUCCGUCAUCAGUAGUAACCAAGUAUUAUUCAGCAGUAAUGCUUGGUUUGGUAGUAUGAUGAGCUCUUCAGAUGUUGAAUGAUGACUGGUGCUGUAUACCAGUGUAUACUAACUGUGUGGUCCAUCCUAAGAACAUGGUUGCUUCAGAACUUGUAUAUUCCAUGUUACUGAAAGAGGUAAAGAAACAGGGUAAAAUCUUACCUGCCAUUUACCUUUCCCCUUUACUCAUAUAUUCUUAAAACUUCAUUUAGAUGGUUACAUUUUCAUUGAAAAUUAACACCAUUUUUUCAAUAUAUUAAAGGCCACUGUAAAUGCCUCAUGUCCUUGCCUGUGAGUAAAGUGAUGAAAUUUAUGUAUAAAUUCUUGCUCAUAUAUUACUAGCACCCCUUUGGUGUAUCAGAUCUAAUAUAGUAGCCAUGGUGCAUUCCUUAACUGUUGUGUAUAUAUCUGAAACAGAUUUAUGAUAACAGAAUAGAUUAACACAUUUUCAAUAUGUACAAUGUUUCAUCAGAAUGUCAGAGUUGUACAUGUUUAUUGUUUAUAAUAUUGCACUUUGCUUGUGAAGAGAACUUCAGUUUAGCUUUUCUAUUGAUAACCAUAAUCUUUCUAUUUUUACUGCAUGAUGUUCCUUUGUUUUUGUAUGGUGUAAAUGCACAGUAGAGUUACAUAAAACAAAAUAUGUACACUUAUAAAGUUUUUAUUUUAAAGCUCUAUUAUUUACUGCAGAAGAAUGGAAAAGCCACGCUUGUUAUUGUUGCUGUAAAAACAAUAAAUGGAGAAUAAUUGAAGAGAAAACCAGCCAAACUUGACAUAACUUCAAGAGGCUUGUACUCUAAAAUUAGAAGAAACAAAAUCUUAUUGGCCUGUUGGAUGCCCAGAUAAAACCAUUCAAUUUACUGGGCUUUAUUAUUUCAGAUUUGAAGGACCCAACAUUUUGUUUCGCUAUGUGUAAAUAUUCAUAUGGUCCGGUUGUCAGCAAGUUGUUGCUUUUGGUGUUGCUGAUUCAAACAUCACAUAGUCUUUGCAAAUGUUGGUCUGCUGUUAUAUACCAUUACAGCAUCAUAACCCAGAUCAACAUUGACACCUUCACUGCCAUGAAAAUGUCUCAUCUAGUAUUUGUUUUUUGGGGUAAUUCAUUGUUUUCAUUACUUUAUUGUCUGUAUGCCAGUUUAAAAAAAUACUGUAAAUCCUUAUACAAGGAGAAUAUAUAUGUGCGAUUUAGGGGCA
Molecule: messenger RNA, 11896 nt
Organism: Zootermopsis nevadensis
Lineage: Eukaryota; Metazoa; Arthropoda; Insecta; Blattodea; Termopsidae
Gene: babo
Product: TGF-beta receptor type-1 babo
Biological process (GO): cellular response to growth factor stimulus; protein phosphorylation; cell surface receptor protein serine/threonine kinase signaling pathway
Cellular component (GO): signaling receptor complex; plasma membrane
Molecular function (GO): ATP binding; transmembrane receptor protein serine/threonine kinase activity
Source: RefSeq, a predicted model, not a curated record